Molecule: messenger RNA, 1002 nt
Organism: Rhodotorula toruloides NP11
Lineage: Eukaryota; Fungi; Basidiomycota; Microbotryomycetes; Sporidiobolales; Sporidiobolaceae
Exons: 3
Coding region: 1-1002 (333 amino acids)
Source: RefSeq, a predicted model, not a curated record
AUGGAGCUCUGCAUCGCUUGUUCACGCUCUCUCGACGCUGCAGACGUCCCCAGCUACUCAGAGAAGACCGAUCCGCCACCGACUCGCUUCUCCUGCGACCAUCAAGUCUGCGGGGCCUGCGUGCGGAAGAGACGAACGCUGGGACAGUCAUGCAUCCUUUGCUCGACGGCGCAUGACGUUCUGAGCGGCGGGAGUUCAUCGACGAGCAAGGCGCCCUCUCGUGCACCAAGCCCUGGACGACUGCCUUCGUACGACGGCCCUAGAAGAGCAGACGAGGCGGGCGAUUUUGUUCUUGGCGACGAUUCGGACGAGGAGGAGAAGGACUUCUCGUCGGCAAAGGCGGAUCCGCCUCCUCCUCCUGCGGCAGAGGAUUGGGGACAGCCGCCGGCUUACGAGGGGCACGAGGAUGACGAAAACGUCGAGGUGGACGAGAAGCAGAAAUCGUCGCAGCCGUCGAUUCACUACGUCCGCCCGGAGGAGACGAUGCUCGGGUUGAGCAUGAAGUACGGCGUCGACGGUACCCUUCUCUGCCGAUGGAACAAGCUUCCAACAUCGACACUUUCAACAACGCCUCACCUCCUACACACCCGCGAGUUCAUCCUCCUACCGCCAGACGCCCGCGCUUCGACGUCGACAGAACCGGUCUUGCCGCCCGAGCUCGAACGGAAACGACUGGUCGUCCGGCGGUUCAUGGUCACGACGAAGUGCACAGAUUGGUCGAUGGCGCAGACCUACGUCGAUCAGGUCUUCCGAGCGCGGAAAGAAGAAGCGCGGUUUAUACAGGAGAACAGGGCAGCGAGGGGUGACGUCGGCGAGGCCGUCGGAUCGCGAGAAGGAGGCGAGCUGGAGGAGGCGGUCGAGGCGUACCAGGCGGACGAGCGGUGGGAGCGCGAGCAGCGGAACCUACACGGCGGCGUGAAGGGGAAGGGGGUCUUUGGGCGGCGGACACUGGAGCCUGGCGCGUCUGGGACGAAGGGAAGCAAGGGGUGGAGCUGGAAGUGA